AAAACAAUAAAGACACUUCUUGUGUUUAUAUAAUUUCUUCACGCACAAAAAAAAAAAAAAAAAUAGUUCCCUGCUGUCGCUGUCUACUUCUUCCAAGUUCUAAAAGCUCCUCCUCCUCCUCCUCCUCCUCCGAACUCGAAAUUCCAAACUCAGUUCCCAUCCAACCACGUCUCUCCACGUAAUCAAACGGUGGGGUCCCAAUGGCGAACAACACGAAAGAAGAACCAAAGUCAGCUCCUCAGUCAGAUCGGUGGUACAACCUAACCUUAGGCCCUUCCUUCAAAAACGAAUCCUCCAACAAAUUCUGCACCCUACGUUAUGAAUUCAAACCGGCUUCGAUCGAUAAAACGAAGGCAGGAUCGCUACACAAGACGAAGGAGAAUAGGGUUUCGGUCGAAUUUCACAACAACCAAUUGGGAAAACCCAAAGUCACCUUCGAAGGUAGCAGCGAGGAGUACAAAGAAAACGACGCCGUUUUGUUCUUCGACGGCGAGUCUUUCCGUCUUGAGCGCCUUCACCGUGCCGUCAAGCAGCUCCGCCACCUCCGCAAGCCCGGUGAAUCCGCCGCCGCCGCCGCCGCUGCCGCUGCAUCGUCGGCGCCCCCUGCUGCGGCAGCUGCGGUAGAGCCGCGGUUGUCUCCGGUUGCCAAGGGCGGUGCCAAGCCUUCGCAGCCACAGGCCCAUUUGAGUAAACCCGCAUUUCAAGCUGUGCCGGUUGAGGUGGAACGAAUUGAUAUUGGUGAGCCAGAGAAUUCAGGUGCAAAACCAGCUGGUAAAAGGACUGUUGAUUACCCAUCUGAUGCACCAAACAUUUCUAUGUUCUCUCCUGACCCUAAGAAUGACGAAGCUGAGGAUCAUCAAGAUAUAGAUAUUGAGGACCUUUUUGGUAGUGCAACACCAGAAGAUGAAACUGCUGAAGAAAAAGAAAACACUGGAUUUGAUAUCAAUAUGUCACGUCAUAAUGACAGUGAUGAUGAGAUUGCAGAUGUAGAUGAUAGUGGUGAUGAAGCGGAUAAGGGGCCCAAUGCUGCAGAAGCACUUAGAGCCCAGGUCAAUGCAGAGGUGAGGGAAGAGCCGACUUCUAGUUCUAGUACUAGUAGCGGAAGUGGGAGCAGCGGGAGCGGAAGUGGUAGUGGGAGUAGCAGCAGUAGUGACACUGAAGCCAGUGAUGACGACUCGGUUAACUCCAUCUGAGAUUCACUGGAUACGUACCAGAAGAAGCAUGGCUUGCAAAUUUAAAAUAAGCCAUCCUGCUGUUUUGGGAGACAUUUUUUUUGGUUAUAUAGAGUAAAAUCGGUGUGGAUCAUGUUAUAGUAUUUCUUCCCCAUUAGUGUUACACCUAACAACAUCUCAUUUGGCAAAUGUAAUAAUGUGUGAAUUCUUAAGAAGAGCAGGAAACUUCUCAAAAUCUUAAAAUGCUCUCAAGAUCAGUUAUUACAUUCAA
Quercus lobata is the source of this 1443-nucleotide messenger RNA. Its product is annotated as ELL-associated factor 1. Gene Ontology annotation, biological process: transcription elongation by RNA polymerase II. Gene Ontology annotation, molecular function: transcription elongation factor activity. The transcript is spliced from 4 exons. The record is from RefSeq and is a predicted model, not a curated record. Bases 201 to 1193 code for a protein of 330 amino acids. Gene Ontology annotation, cellular component: super elongation complex. NCBI's taxonomy places the organism in Eukaryota, Viridiplantae, Streptophyta, Magnoliopsida, Fagales, Fagaceae.